GCUCGUUCUUGUUUCCGUUCCGUUGAAGGCCUGCUGUCUGUUGGUCGAUUCUUAGAUAGCGAUGGCGGCCAAUUUUAAUGAGACCUUCCUCGAGAGCUUGUCUGAUGCUGACUUGAUGUUAAUGUGCGCGUUUAACUCGACUAUUGACCCGAAUUGUUUGUGUUUGCUUUCUGGUGGGGGACCUGAAAUGAACACGGACAUCGGUGGUCCUGGAGUACGCAUUUCCUUCUACCUGCAAGCUCUCUUCCUAGCUCUCCUUGCUGCGCGCUCAGGAUCACUCGAAGAGAUCUCAGGCGCACUAUACACGUUAAUAGCGACGAACGUCUCAAUGGCUAUAACAUCUCUCAUCCUAGGCUUCCAAGCUCAACGCGGGAUCAGUUUACAAGACGCUAUCGUCGUCUUCUACCUCCUCGCCGGUUCCUGGCUCGCGAUUUUCCUCUCCCUCCCCUCCUAUAAUCGAUUCGUCAAGAGCGAUACGACGUUACAAGUUUUAACGAUUCUACAUUCGUAUAUCGUUUUUGCGUUUAUCAUUGCGGUGCUGAUUACAGCGAGGACGUUUGGCUCGACUCCGAGGUGUAAUCCCCAUGCUGUUGGGGUGAUUUUUAGUCAUUUUCCGGCGUUGCCGAAGGGAAGGGUCGUUGCGAUUGUGUUUGCGUGUUGUGUUACGUGUGUUUAUACGGUUUUGAGUGUUGUGGAUUAUUAUAAGGUUUUUAGGAGGAGGGAGAGGAGGAGGGUGGAGAAGGAGAAAGAGAAGGAGAAAGAGGCGAGGGAGGAGGCGAAAUUGAAGAAUGCGGUUGCGGGGGAGGAGGUGACGGAUGAAAGGGAUACCAGUAAUCCUGGGAUGAUUGUUGCGAGGACGAGUCAACUCCUUCCUCCUGAUUUGGAAUGUGGUGUCGUUAAUCUGGGACCGUCAAUCUCGGCGUCGGCGUCAUCGUCUGAUGCUACCGCUGCAAGUUCUACUCGGGGACGAAACCCCGGCACUCGACAGAGGAAUAGUAGGAGGAGGAGAGGAGCCAAAGAACGACACUACGCGAACUCAUCAACCUCAGAAUCAAACCACCCUCCUUCUGAAGAACAGCAACAAGCCUUCGUCACAGGUGUUCAAGGUAGCCUCGUAAUCGAGAUAAUCGUAAUCGUAGUCCUCUGGAUGUUAUUCGUUCUCAACACUGAACUCGUCAUCAAGUAUAAUCAUUUCAAUAGUGGAGAAGAUGGGGAUGGUGGGGACGACGUGUGGGGAUUUGGUCAGAUCUUACCUAUGUUUCUUGUGUUGCUUCCUUUUGUCCAAUUGGUGAAGGCUUUUAGGAAGUGGAAGUUUGGGAAGAGGGAUCAUAGGACGAGGAAGCACAGGAAACCGAGGGUGUUACAUGGACAUGGACAUGGACACGGGCAUGGACAUCAUCACCUUCAUUCCCAUCAUUCUCAUCCUCAUCACUAUCAGCAUGGAACCGGACAUGGACAUAGACACGGACAUACGCACCACACCCCAGGGAUGGGAUUCUUCCCCUCCGCUUUUCCAUUCUUCCACCACGCUACUGGUCCUGCGAACAACCCACUUGGAAACCAACCUUCUGCGCGGAUUUCUUUGAAUUCUGUGCAUUCGAGUUCGCAGCUGGGUCAGGAUCGGCGUGAGGAUCGAACUGGUUCGCGUGGAAGCUUGGAUUUGAGUGUGGUAGGGUCUCCUGCUGUAGCUGGCGCACCGUCGAUUAAUUCCUCCUCCUCGUCUUCCUCGUCAUCUUCUGGUGACGACCCGACUGGCAAGUCGAUUAGCUCGUCGUUGUCGUCUUCGUCUUCCAGUGAGGUUCCGACUGGUAGCGGAUCGAGUGUUCAGGAAGAAGACAUCACCUAUUACUGAAGCUAUCAUAGGUCGACUGGACGACAUUCUGAGGGUUUUCAAGCUUUCGAGGCUUGACAGUUCCCAACGACGUUAUGUAUCACGAUUUUUUCCUUGCGAUAUCACUGUAUUUUGUUGCAUUUGUAUGUAUACCUAUUUUUGGCUCCUGUCGUCAUUGCCUAUCCUCACUUUUGUUUGUUUGCUAUACUACUGUUACUAUCCUACAAUUCUCACGACAUAUGUAGAUCUACUGUAUUCUUGUACUUG
Fomitiporia mediterranea MF3/22 is the source of this 2098-nucleotide messenger RNA. RefSeq lists its product as uncharacterized. The record is from RefSeq and is a predicted model, not a curated record. The transcript is spliced from 4 exons. Bases 62 to 1852 code for a protein of 596 amino acids. Lineage: Eukaryota; Fungi; Basidiomycota; Agaricomycetes; Hymenochaetales; Hymenochaetaceae.